Molecule: messenger RNA, 872 nt
Organism: Neogale vison (American mink)
Lineage: Eukaryota; Metazoa; Chordata; Mammalia; Carnivora; Mustelidae
Product: calcyclin-binding protein-like
Biological process (GO): heart development
Cellular component (GO): nucleus
Molecular function (GO): ubiquitin protein ligase binding; tubulin binding; S100 protein binding
Source: RefSeq, a predicted model, not a curated record
AUGGUGGAGGAUGAGGAACCUGAUCAGUAUCCGGGUAAGCGCAUUUGGUGCGGUGUUUCCUGCUCUCUCCCCUGUGUGUCUGCAGCUCGGGCUUUGCCUGAUCAGCCCGACCAUGGCUUCAGCAUUGAAGAGCUACAGAAAGAUCUAGAAGAGGUGAUGCUGCUGGAAAAGGCCUCUAGAAAAAGAGUACGUGAUACCCUUACAGCUGAAAAAUCCAAGACUGAGACAGAAAUCAAGAACAAGAGGAACCACCCAGGCGCCCCAAAAGCAGAACUUCUUGACAAUGAAAAGCCAACUGCUAUGGUUGAUCCCAUUACAACAGGAUAUACAACGAAAAUCAAUAAUUACAGAUGGAAUCAGUCAGAUAAGUUUGUGCAAAUCUAUAUUACCUUAACUGGGGUUCAUCAAGUCCCCACUGAGAAUGUGCAGGUGCAUUUCACAGAGAAGUUAUUUGAUCUUUUGAUAAAGAAUCUAAAUGGGAAGAGUUACUCCACAAUUGUGAACAACCACUUAAAACCCAUCUCUGUGGAAGGCAGUUCAAAAAAAGUCAAGACAGGACAGAUACAGUUCUUAUGUAGAAAGAAAGCAGAAAACUCAUGGUGGGACUACCUUAUUCAGAUUCAAAAAGAAUGCAAAGAAAAAGAAAAGAAGGAAAGAAUGCAAAGAGAAAGAAAGAAGGCAAAGUCUUUGCCCUCCUAUGACACUGAAACAGAUCCUAGUGAGGGAUUGAUGAAUGUUCUAAAGAAAAUUUAUGAAGCUAGAGACGAUGAUAUGAAGCAAACCAUUAAUAAAGCCUGGGCAGAAUCAAGAGAGAAGGAAGCCAAAGGAGACAGAGAAUUUUAAGACUUUAAAGCCAUUUUGGGAACUGUGAU